AGGGGCGGUCUCUACCUGCUGGGCGCACAUCAUGGACGGGGCCGCGGCUGGUCUUUCCCCGCGUGCGCUGCCUCCGCUGCCGCGGCUCGCCUGGCUGUGCGCCGUUGCCGCCGUCGGGGUGGCCCUGGGGGUGGCCGCGGCCUGGCGUCGACGGCGGCCUGGCCGAAGACUGGUGCGGGUGGGGACGGUGUCGGAGCUCUUCAUUUACCCGGUCAAAUCUUGCCGGGGGGUGUCUGUGCAGCGGGCCGAAGUGACCGAGCUGGGCCUCCGCAAAGGAGACCUUCGCGACAGAUGUUGGACUGUGAUCAAGGAAGAUGGAUGUAUACUGUCUGCUAAACAGAAACCUCGCUUGGUGCUAGUUUCUGUAUCCUAUGAAUCUGGCUAUUUAACCUUAAGUGCUCCAGGAAUGAAAACACUGAGUAUUCCUGUCAAACUUCCUGUGACAAAUUCCAUCUGCAAUUGCAGUCACUUUGGAGUCCAUGCUGAAGGUAGGGACUGUGGAGAUGAAGCAGCUCAGUGGAUCACUACCUUCCUGAACUCAAAGCCUUACAGACUGGUGCAUUAUGAAACUGAUAUGAAGACAAGGAAGCCAGUUAGUUUCCUGCCUCUUUUCCAACCGACAGAUGAGGUUGCCUAUGCUGAAGCCAGUCCAAUCUUGUUAAUUUCUGAAGCUUCCUUGGAAGAUCUAAAUGCCCGGUUAGAGAAGAAAAUUGCAAUGACUAAUUUCCGGCCAAAUAUAGUUGUUACAGGUUGUGCUCCUUAUGAGGAGGAUACAUGGAUUGAAAUACUCAUUGGCCAAGUGCAGUUGAGAGGACGAAUGUCUUGUCCCAGGUGCAUUUUCACAACAGUUGAUCCAAACACUGGGGUUAUGGAUAAGAACGAACCACUAAAAACACUGAAAAGUUAUCGCAAGUGUGGUCCUUCUGAACAACAUGCCUUUAAGAAUGAUCCUCCUUUUGGAUGGCUAUAUGGAGUUGAUAAAACUGGAGUACUCCAAGUUGGAGACCCUGUGUACAAGAUAAUCUGCUGACUGAAGAUAUGUAUAGUUAUUUUCAGCGUUAUGUUUUUGGUGCCUCCUUCUGCAUGUACUGGGAAAGCACACUGUGCAUGAUAGUCACAAUAUGUGCAAUAGCUAUUUUAUCUGAAGGGGGCAAUGCCUGUUUAUUCUAUCUCAAGUAGAUGUGAAUGCAUAUCCUGGAAAAACCCCAAGGUUUUUGACUGGCAUGCUGAAGCCAGAAGUGCAUUUCCCUGUUCAGACAAAAUGGUGAUCAUGCAUAUUGAGGCAACUGCAUGUAACACUCUUUCCCAUUUCAUGUGCUAGGCACUCUGGAAGUGUAAUGACCAAAAAGGGCUUAUGUAGAAAUGAGCAAAUGGACUUUCUUCAUGAAUUUGGCUAAGCUACCCUUUUCAGUUUGUUAAAUAUGAAAGUCUUGUUUUGGAACCCUUUGAGAGAUGUUCAGAGUUUGAAAUCUUUAACUUGAUCUUUCAAGAUACUAAUUUCUAUACAGUUUGACUGCACCCAUAUCUUUAUUGCUUUUAUUAGGUUGGCUUGAAUGGUACCUGACCCUACAAGCAUUGGGAAGCAGGGGUAGAGUGUACACCUAGCACACUGACCCCAGUGCCACUAGUCAUGCAUGUGAUUGAGUAAUGCAUGAAUGGGGUUAAAUUCUUCAUACAUAGCAUUAGUAAGAAUCCAUACAGAGUUGAAGGAAUGUUGAAAAAGAACAUAAGCAAUUGUAGGGCUGACAUUAGACCACAUGAAGCACAAGUAGCUCAUAGAAGCACAUAUUUAAGCUAACAGGUAGUACAUAAAGCAACAUAGUGGUGAAGCCUAUGGUCCUUAACUCAUUAGCGAAGCAUCCAAGAGCCCCUCCCUACAGUACAAAAGCCUCUUUGAAUCAUCGGUUUUGCAUCAUUUGUAGAAAGCUAGGAGAGGGGGCUUUCCUGACCUCCUCAGGCAGGCUGUUCCACAGGGUAGGGACCACCGUAGAGAAAGCUUGUGUAUGGGCUGCUGUUGAUUUUGCCCAUGUGCAAGGUGGCACCUGUAGGAGACCCUAUUCAGAUGAGCGAACCUGCCGUGGAGGAAGAUAGGGAGGGAGGCAGUCCUGUAGGUAUGCCGGGCCAAGGCCAUGAAGAGCUUUGUAUGCGAUAACCAAUACCUUGAACUGAGCAUGGUAGUUGAUAGGUUGCCAGUGAAGUGACUGCAGAAUGGGGGUGAUGUUCAUGCUCCUGCUUGCUCCUGAUAGCAGUUGAGCUGCAGCAUUUUGCACCAACUGGAGUCUCCUAGUUAAUUUGGAUGGGAGACCUAUGUAUAGUGCAUUACAAUAGUCAAGUCUUGAUGUUACCAUAGAAUGAAUCCAGGUGGCCAGGUCGGCCAUGUUAAGGUAAAAAGCCAUCUUCCAGGCUACAGUAUGUGAUCAUACUGUACAUACAGCUGAUCACAUACAGCUGUAUGUGAUCAGCUGUUCAUGCAGAAACACUGAUUCACACUGGAGACUCUGUAUAUGAUUGAGAAGAGAGGCACAGUUUCUCCCACCAUGCUUGUUCAGUACCACCCCAGAUGUGUGAACUGGGGCUCUUUCAAAAGACAUUUGCUUCAGGAAUAGCUGUGUUUCAUGUAGCAAAUGUGAUGUCCAAAUGCAAGCGCACCCAUGUACAAUGUGUUGGGAAGCCACAGCAUAUACAGGGCCCACUAGUGCAUGUACAUGGGUUUUUAAAGACAAACAUAUAUCAUUCCCACUUUACAUAUUUGCUGCAAAACAAAACUUUAAUCCUAGCAAAUACAAAUACAUAAAGUGCAGAACUGCUGUAAACUUAUGCUAUUUACAACUGUACAAAUGUUAAAAGUAUGAAUCCUGCAUUAUUCUAGUUUGAGGUAGAUGACCAAAAAAGACUCGUCGAGUAAGGAAAAUUGCUUGGUCAAUAAGUUUAUGUACUUGAACUAUACAUUAGGAACUACUUGCCUCAGAGAAAAUACCAAGAAAAAAUAAACUGAAGUAAAAAGAUUGAAAGGUUGUAAUGUCUUCAAGCUAUUAUGUAAAACAUUAGUGACUUGUUUAUUCAUCCAUUUAUUUGUUAAUUGAUAGCAGUAAUUCCUUGUUGCUACUACAAUUCUCAAAC
Eublepharis macularius is the source of this 3120-nucleotide messenger RNA. Its product is annotated as mitochondrial amidoxime reducing component 2-like. The transcript is spliced from 7 exons. Lineage: Eukaryota; Metazoa; Chordata; Lepidosauria; Squamata; Eublepharidae. Gene Ontology annotation, molecular function: nitrate reductase activity; pyridoxal phosphate binding; molybdenum ion binding. Gene Ontology annotation, cellular component: mitochondrial inner membrane. The record is from RefSeq and is a predicted model, not a curated record. Gene Ontology annotation, biological process: nitrate metabolic process. Bases 32 to 1030 code for a protein of 332 amino acids.